AGCUUGCCGGUUUCUCCCCCAAAAUGGCGGCAGCGGUGGCAGCCGGAGGCAGGGCCGGGGAUGGCUGAGUGGGCACGUGCGGUUUUUUUUUUCUUUUCUCCUUUCAAUUCCCCAAUAAAUGUAGGUGCCCGGAGGUAACGAGGGGUGCUAAACUGGUAAGAACGAAGAACUAUUUUUGGUGAGAACAUUAGGGAAGAAAAAAUGACAUCAAUUAUCAAGCUAACAACCCUCUCAGGGGUUCAGGAAGAAUCUGCUCUCUGCUACUUACUUCAGGUAGAUGAGUUUCGCUUUUUGUUGGAUUGUGGCUGGGAUGAGAAUUUUUCUAUGGACAUCAUUGAUUCCCUGAGGAAGCAUGUUCACCAGGUUGAUGCAGUACUUCUUUCACAUCCUGAUCCUCUGCACUUGGGUGCUCUCCCAUAUGCAGUAGGAAAAAUGGGAUUGAACUGUGCUAUUUAUGCCACUAUUCCUGUAUACAAAAUGGGUCAGAUGUUCAUGUAUGACCUCUACCAGUCACGCCAUAAUACCGAAGACUUUACCUUGUUUACUUUGGAUGAUGUGGAUGCAGCAUUUGAUAAAAUACAACAACUAAAAUUUUCUCAGAUUGUCAAUUUGAAAGGUAAAGGGCAUGGUUUGUCCAUCACUCCAUUACCAGCAGGCCACAUGAUAGGAGGUACCAUAUGGAAAAUAGUUAAAGAUGGAGAAGAGGAAAUUGUUUAUGCAGUUGAUUUCAACCACAAGAGGGAGAUUCAUUUAAAUGGAUGUUCCUUGGAAAUGUUAAGUAGACCUUCUUUGCUCAUCACUGAUUCGUUUAAUGCUACUUAUGUACAGCCAAGGAGGAAACAAAGAGAUGAGCAACUGCUAACAAAUAUUUUGGAAACAUUGAGAGGUGAUGGAAAUGUCCUAAUAGCUGUGGACACUGCGGGUAGAGUUUUGGAACUUGCCCAACUGCUUGAUCAAAUAUGGAGAACGAAAGAUGCUGGUUUAGGAGUUUAUUCCUUGGCACUUUUAAACAAUGUCAGUUACAAUGUUGUGGAGUUCUCAAAAUCUCAGGUGGAAUGGAUGAGUGACAAGCUAAUGAGGUGCUUUGAAGAUAAGAGAAACAAUCCUUUCCAAUUUCGUCAUCUGUCUCUUUGUCAUGGGCUUGCAGAUUUGGCUCGUGUUCCAAGUCCCAAAGUUGUUCUUGCUAGCCAGCCAGAUCUGGACUGUGGAUUUUCAAGAGAUCUCUUUAUACAAUGGUGUCAGGAUCCCAAAAAUUCUAUCAUUUUGACAUACAGAACAACUCCUGGAACACUAGCACGAUUUUUAAUAGAUAAUCCUUCUGAAAAAGUUAUAGACAUAGAGUUCAGGAAACGUGUAAAACUUGAAGGAAAGGAACUUGAAGAAUAUCUGGAAAAAGAAAAAAUUAAAAAAGAGGCAGCAAAAAAGUUAGAGCAGUCAAAAGAAGCAGAUAUAGAUUCCAGUGAUGAGAGUGAUGCUGAAGAAGAUAUUGAUCAACCAUCGGUUCAUAAGACCAAACAUGAUCUUAUGAUGAAAGGUGAAGGGAAUCGAAAAGGAAGCUUCUUCAAACAAGCCAAAAAAUCUUAUCCUAUGUUUCCUGCUCCAGAAGAGAGAAUUAAGUGGGAUGAAUAUGGAGAGAUUAUCAAACCUGAGGAUUUCCUCGUUCCAGAACUUCAGGCAACAGAAGACGAAAAGAACAAAUUAGAAUCUGGCCUUACAAAUGGAGAAGAACCUAUGGAUCAGGAUUUAUCAGAUGUUCCUACUAAAUGCAUUUCAGCAAUGGAAUCGAUGGAAAUAAAAGCUCGAGUUACAUAUAUAGAUUAUGAAGGCCGCUCUGAUGGAGACUCCAUUAAAAAAAUUAUUAAUCAGAUGAAGCCACGGCAAUUGAUUAUUGUCCAUGGACCUCCUGAAGCCAGUCAAGAUCUCACUGAAUCUUGUAGAGCUUUUGGGGGGAAAGACAUUAAAGUUUACAUGCCCAAACUGCAUGAAACCAUAGAUGCAACCAGUGAGACUCACAUAUAUCAAGUUAGAUUAAAAGACUCCCUAGUCAGUUCCCUUCACUUCUGUAAAGCUAAAGAUGCAGAACUUGCCUGGAUAGAUGGAGUUCUGGACAUGCGCGUAUCAAAAGUAGACACAGGAGUAAUUUUGGAAGAAGGGGAACUGAGAGAUGAUGGUGAGGACACUGAAAUGCAAGUAGAUGCACCUGCUUCAGAUUCCAGUGCUAUGGCACAGCAAAAGGCCAUUAAAAGUCUCUUUGGUGAUGAUGACAAAGAAAUCUGUGAGGAGAGUGAAAUUAUUCCUACUUUGGAGCCCUUACCACCCAAUGAGGUUCCUGGACACCAGUCGGUCUUCAUGAAUGAGCCUAGAUUGUCUGAUUUUAAGCAAGUUCUGUUGCGAGAAGGAGUACAAGCUGAAUUUGUAGGAGGAGUUCUAGUGUGUAAUAACUUGGUCGCUGUUCGCAGGACUGAAACUGGACGUAUUGGAUUGGAAGGUUGUCUCUGUGAAGAUUUCUAUAAAAUUAGAGACCUUUUAUAUGAACAGUAUGCCAUUGUCUAAGGGAGAAGUGUAAAUAUGAUACAUAUGGACUUGUUUUAUUUUUAUGAGAUUCUUUUACAGAAGGUAUAAGAAAAAUUAGUAGCCAUUACUAAAUCUUUCUAGUGGAUGAACCCGUGUUGAUAUAAUCCAAGGAAGUUUACUUUAUAUAAAUAUCCUGUAUAUUUUGCUGGUUAUAUUUUUCAUAUAAUACAACUUUUCACGUUGUAGCUUUUCAAAUAGAUCUUUUACAAGAACUUUUUGAGAUCUGAACUUGACAAAUUUGCACUUAGUCUUUAUUGAAAGCAGUGGGAUUUUGGCAUGAUUAACAUUUCCAUUGUUUUCAGUGGGAACUAAAGGUAAUUAAGUUAGCAUGAGAAUAACCUAUUAAGGUUAUUUUAAAAAUAUAAAAGAACUAUAUGUUAAAAAUGCACCUGAUUUGCAACUAAAUCAUUUAUGUCCAUCCUUUGAUUUUUGUAGCAAAUUGUACAUUUUUGUUUUGAUAAAAGCAAAGUGAAUAUUCAUCGAGAAUCUAAUCAGUUUCUUCAAAGUAGUUCCUCUCUCACCAUCCUCUAAAUUCCUACUCCUUAACAGAUUUUUAAUAAUAAUAUAUCUAUAGAACAAUAUAAAAGAAGCAGAAAAAAGGCAUCAGGGAGCAAAAUUCCUACAGCAAUAUAAUGAAUGGUCUCUAAAGUGGUCUUAUUACCACAGUAAAAAGCUAGUACAAUGACUUUAAAAUACAGCUGUUACUGUUUCCAAAAUAUAUACUUACUAAAAUGACAUAUUUUAGAUGGUACCUACAUUAACAGAAAGCUGCUUCCAUUACCAGAAGAGCAGCUUCCCAUAUAGAAGAGCAUUGCUUAGGGGAAAAUAAUCACAAAUCCAGCAAGGUUGUUAUAUUUGCUUGAGAGUCAGCAAGAAACCUUUUGCUAAUGUUAGAAUGAGAGUUCAUCCAACAACUGAUGUUGUUUUGUCUGGUAGUUCUUGAAAGCCAUGUCAUGGAAUUCAAUGUUUCAAAGGUAUUCAUAUCAUUUUAGCCAUUUUUGAAACAAGAUUGCCAGAUUUAAAAAUGCUGAGUGUUUAAACAUUUCAUGGAAAAGUCUUUUUAUAAUACUAUUAUCAAGCAUCGUACAACAUUAGGCUUGUCAAAUUUCUUGUUUCUGGUGAGAUUGCACUUCACAAUGCUUCAAGGGUAUAAUGUCUUAUUUAGUUAUAUUAACAGAAUAGAUAUUGGUCAAAAUUAUACCUUUAUAACAUGUGCUUGGCUCUUAAAUUUCUUUUUUUUUCCUGAUAAUAACUCAGCUAUCAAAUCUGGCAUAGAAUCUUUAUCAGGAUCUAACUGAAAAAAAUUCCAGUUCAUUUAUAUUAUACAGUAGUAUUGAAAGCCCUAGCAAUCUUUCUCACUGUUUCCAUCUCAUCUCUUAAAAUACUUUGUUCUUUAAAUUUAGAAUUAAAUCCUGAAUAAAAUUAAAUCCUGAAUUAAUAUAUCCCGAACAUUAUAGGAACUUAGCUUCUGAUGGCUAUAUUGAAGCAUUCACAGGCGCGCGCGCACACACACACUGAUAAAAUAAGUUCUCCAAAGAUACUACGUGUUGCUUUAUUGUCAGAUGUAAAACAAAAGUUUUUAAAUAUGGUAAGUUGUUAAAUAUAGAUUGGGAAAUGAUGCGUAGUAGGACAAACAAGUUUUACAUUUAAUACUGAAUUUCAAUUAGUUUGGGAAGUUUACUUCAAGGAUUUUCUGACAAUUGAAAAGUGAAUCUAUCUCUAGACAGCAAAACAUGUAAUAAUGUCACAAUCCCACUUUCAGUUAUUUGCAUGAAAGUCCACAAAUAAGCUGGUAUAAUGUUGCUCCUUUGAAUAAUUGUGAAACAAAAUAUCAUAGUUCUUCAGACCCACCUCUUCUGGUAUUGGUACAAGUGUGUUUGGUCUCCCAGUUCAAGAGAAAAGUGGCAGACAGAAUUCUUGCCAGAGUGAAGUCGCUUGCUUCCUGCUUUAAUCUCUAUGAAUGCUAAGCAGAUUUCCUGAUCCCAGUUUUAAUCAGCUACUUAUUCAGGUUAAGAAAUAUUAUUAGCUUGAGCUCCUUUUACAUAGUGGCUGUGUACUUCACAGCUGCAGUUGCAGAAGGAAAAAAUCUUUUUUGACUGAAAGAAAAGUGUCUUGCAAUCAACUUCCAGGACACAGAUUUUUCAUGUAAUGUUAACAUUGAUGUUGGAAGUAGCUUAAUGCUUGUAAUAGAACAUGAAUACAUGAAAUUCUUUCUAUAUCCCUUAUACAAAGAGUAUAAACCUGAGGCUCCAGUAGCAUGUAUGCCUCUAAAAGCUUGGGAAUGAGUUCCUCCCAAUAAAUUGUUUAAAUUCUUUCUAGAAA
Molecule: messenger RNA, 4896 nt
Organism: Crotalus tigris (Tiger rattlesnake)
Lineage: Eukaryota; Metazoa; Chordata; Lepidosauria; Squamata; Viperidae
Gene: CPSF2
Product: cleavage and polyadenylation specific factor 2
Exons: 14
Coding region: 202-2553 (783 amino acids)
Biological process (GO): mRNA 3'-end processing by stem-loop binding and cleavage
Cellular component (GO): mRNA cleavage and polyadenylation specificity factor complex
Molecular function (GO): RNA binding
Source: RefSeq, a predicted model, not a curated record